Messenger RNA from Brachypodium distachyon (stiff brome), 1694 nucleotides. RefSeq names its product probable galacturonosyltransferase-like 9. The record is from RefSeq and is a predicted model, not a curated record. Gene Ontology annotation, cellular component: Golgi apparatus. Gene Ontology annotation, molecular function: glycosyltransferase activity. Lineage: Eukaryota; Viridiplantae; Streptophyta; Magnoliopsida; Poales; Poaceae. Bases 187 to 1260 code for a protein of 357 amino acids. The transcript has a single exon.
CCCAUACGCGCACCGCGGACGCGGAACGGAUACAUACAUACGGCCUCCCUCGGCUUCCACGGCCCCCUCCGCAUUACUGCUCCACCAUCACGAGACAGCGCAGCACAGGCUGCACAAGCGCCGCAAGAAUCCAAGGAAACACGCCGAGGGGGGAAGGAGGAGAGAACAGAGAAGCCAUCGGCGGCGAUGAUGGCCGGGGCAGUGGCGCUGCUCUUCUUGGCCACGGCGGCGGCGGUGCUCGUCUCCGGCGGUGAGGCGGGGGCGGAGGCGCUGCCGAGGUUCGCGGAGGCGCCGGAGUACCGGAACGGGGAAGGGUGCCCCGCGGCGGCGGCGGGGGUGUGCGACCCGGGCUUGGUCCACAUCGCCAUGACGCUGGACGCGCACUACCUGCGGGGCUCCAUGGCGGCCAUCUACUCGCUGCUCAAGCACGCCUCCUGCCCGGAGUCGCUCUUCUUCCACUUCAUGGCGGCCGCGCCCGGGGACGCCGAACUGCGGCGCGCCGUGGCGGCGUCGUUCCCAUCCCUGCGGUUCGAGAUCUACCCGUUCCGCGCCGAGGCCGUGGCCGGGCUCAUCUCCGCGUCCGUGCGCGCCGCGCUCGAGGCGCCGCUCAACUACGCGCGGAACCACCUCGCCGACCUGCUCCCGCCCUGCGUGCCGCGGGCGAUCUACCUCGACUCCGACGUGCUAGCCGCCGACGACGUGCGGCGACUCUGGGAGACCCGCCUGCCGGCCGCCGCCGUCGUCGCCGCGCCCGAGUACUGCCACGCCAACUUCUCCCGCUACUUCACGCCGGCCUUUUGGUCCGACCCUGAGCUCGGCGCGCGUGUCUUCGCUGACCGCCGUCGCCCGCCUUGCUACUUCAACACCGGCGUCAUGGUCAUAGACCUCCGCCGCUGGCGAGCCGGCAACUACCGCCGCCGCAUCGAGCGAUGGAUGGAGAUCCAGAAGGACAAGCGCAUCUAUGAGCUGGGCUCGCUGCCCCCGUUCUUGCUGGUCUUCGCUGGCGAGGUGGAGGCUGUCGACCUCCGCUGGAACCAGCAUGGCCUCGGCGGCGACAACGUGCACGGCAGCUGCCGCCCGCUCCACGACGGCCCCGUCAGCCUUAUGCAUUGGUCAGGCAAGGGCAAGCCCUGGGACCGCCUGGACGCCGGCAGGCCCUGCCCGCUAGACCACACUUGGAAGUCCUACGACCUCUACAUCGGCGGAGAUGGCAGCAGUGCUGCCACGCCGGCCUCCGGGCCAGCAUUGUCUUCUUGGUAGAGGGGGAAACUUGUAGCUGUAGUGGCAUACUGCUAGAUACAACAAUUCUUUUGUUCUUUAUGCGGUUCUGAGCAAUGGGAGCGUGGCAUUGCAUUGGUGCUACUGCUCUUGUCGCCAUGACCUAGCUGCAGUUCCCCAUCGGCUGUACAGGGCAGUGAAGGAAGGGGCAGCUGCCAUUGCAGCGCCGGGAGACGAGUGAAGAGUGGACAGAGAAAAGAAGAGCUUGUUCUUUUCUGGUAGAAUUCAGAUUGGUUAUUUGGGGGAUUUUGAUUCUUUUGGGUUGGUGUUGAUUGGGGUUCCCAAUUGGCUCCAUUGGUGGCAGUGUACAAUUCAUUGAUAGGAAAGACUUGGAAUUUUGUUCUGUUAUUGAUGAUUCAUUCAUUCAUUUGACAAGUGUUCUGAUCUGAAAUCUAAAUUAUCUGAGUUGCUUCAAA